CCCCACCCACGCAGUGUUUUGUUUUGGUUUGUCAAAAGCGCGUGUGUAUGGCGGAGAUCCUUGACAGUGAGAUCUCAUUCUAUAAUUGUAACUGCUGGCCAGUAGUAAGGAUAACGGAGUGAAAUGUGCUGUACAUAUUGACCUGCAGUUUCGUGUCUCCUAAAUUCCAAGUUCCCAACGACCUGACGAACGCGUCGACUGCUGCAGGAAGAGCCCAAAGGCAGAGGGAAGAGAGACAAAAAAAAAAACAAGUAAAGUAAGAAGAAGGAACAAAAUACCGAUUCGGAUUUGGAACGGCGGCCUUCUUUGUCGCUGCUAGAAAGGAGAGAGCAAAACAAACAACAAACAGUUGCAAUGUGCUAGCCUCCGCUGCGAAUUUUCCUAAAACGUAAUAAGGAAUCGGCAAUUGCGUUCUUUCUUAUUCAAACGUUUCCUCACCUCACCUCGACGGACCUCUCGUUUCUACGCUCAUUGUUUAUCGACGAAAAAGACUGCCGAAAAUGAUGGACUUCCUCAACAAAGCAAGUGAAUAUUUUCAACACAACUACGGGUACAGAAGGCAGGAUGAAAGGGAACCUCCGGUCAUGGAGAAAUCGCGAAUUGCAGCUUACCUGAACUUUAUUGGUUGGAUGAUUUCCUUGGAGACCUUACUGGUCAGCGUGAUGAACUUUAUUUGCUGCAACAUCAUAUUAUUAUCUUUUUACGUUAUAAAUCUGAAUAUGAUCAGCACCGUUUGCUUGAUUUUUAUGAUUCUGGUAACAAUAAACUGGGUAUGCGAUGUCUUUGAGGUGGAGGAAUACCCGCAUUACAUUACGGAACAGCAGUUGAUCAGAGUUCUUACAAUCACAAAACGAUGCCUUAUUCGUAUAAGGCGAGAUGUACCUGUUUUGUUCUACUCGUUGUUGACUGUGAGCUUUUGUCUUGUCUACGUAGUAGGAAACAGCAUGAGUGGUAUCACUGUGAGUUACAUCGCGUUUCUGGUAAUCUACUUUUCCAAGCUCAUAGUUAAGUUCAUGCCGAGCAAGAUCAAGGAAUUGAUUUGCAGAUUCAUAGAUGACGUUCAGAAUGUUGAAGGGAUGAUCGAAGAAAGCGAUUUAAUACCAUACAAUACUGAUGAUUCGAAUGGCGAUAAAGACACCGAUCUGGAUAGUCUACUAACCGAUAGAACUCAAGAAUCAGGUAACAAUUCUUUGGCGAGCGGAUUGAGCACGAUGCCAUCACAUUUGGAUGACGAUUAUAUCCAAGAUGAUACGAUCCAGGAGGAUGAUCUUUUGCCAAGCACCAAACCCACCAAGAUCGAUGAUUCCAGUGAUUCCGAUUCAUCGGAGCACCGCAACAUCGAGUUCGAUUCGGUUUACUUCAACAAGGAUUCUAGUUCGAGCGAAGACGAGAACAGUUACUCGAAGGGCCUCAAGUUCUCGGAUGCGGUGGACAGUAAAAAGGUUGUUGCAGUAGAAGAAACAUCGCUAUUAUCCAGUCCGUACCUGAAUAUCGCUAACUUCAUAAGCAAUGUGAUGGUGAAAGCUAGUCAACAACAAGAGGUUGUUCAGCAGGAAGCUCCGGUCGAAGAAAGCGACAGUGAUUUCGAAAUUAUUAACAGCGAGGAUGUCGAAGAUGAGAAUGCAGAACACGUUUAAUGAAUCUUCUUUUGUGAUACAUAAUUAUUAAUAUUACUUCCUCCCAUUUCUUUUUUUUCUUUCUUUCUCGAAUCAAUUUUU
This is a messenger RNA of Nicrophorus vespilloides, 1718 nucleotides long. RefSeq lists its product as uncharacterized. NCBI's taxonomy places the organism in Eukaryota, Metazoa, Arthropoda, Insecta, Coleoptera, Silphidae. The transcript is spliced from 6 exons. The record is from RefSeq and is a predicted model, not a curated record. Bases 501 to 1637 code for a protein of 378 amino acids.